UUAGCUUCCAUUGUUCAAUAGUUAUAUAAAUGGCAAAUUUCACCGUCUUUCUUAGCUUAGUAGCUCUCAUUUUCUGCGGCCUCGCCAUGGCAUUCGAGCCUAGCCCAUUGCAAGACUUCUGCGUUGCAGAUCCUAGUAGCUCGGCUAAGGUUAACGGCUUUGCAUGCAAGGAUCCCAAGAUGGUUCAAGCCACUGACUUUUUCUUCAGCGGCCUGCAUUUACCCGGAAACACAUCAAAUCCCAAUGGCUCCAAAGUCACCGCAGUCAACGUGGCUCAAAUCCCGGGGCUCAACACUCUCGGCGUUUCACUGGUGCGCAUUGACUACGAGCCUAUGGGCAUUAACCCUCCCCACACUCACCCCAGAGCCACGGAAGUCAUCGUGGUUCUCCAAGGAGCUCUUGAAGUUGGGUUCGUCACCUCCAACCCCGAUAACCGUCUCAUCUCUAAGGUUCUCAAGACCGGCGACGUUUUCGUGUUUCCGGUGGGGCUUGUCCAUUUUCAGCGCAAUGUUGGGUCCACAAAGGCGGUGGCUUUUGCCGGAUUGAGCAGUCAGAACCCCGGUGUGAUCACCAUUGCCAACGCCGUCUUCGGGUCGGAUCCGGAUAUUAAUGCGGAUAUCCUUGCCAAGGCUUUCCAAGUGGACAAGAAUACAGUUUCGUACAUCCAGUCCAAAUUCUAAAAUUUCAAUGUUUUGGAUAAAAUCAUGUUUUUGCUUAGCUUGUCUGUGUGGUGUGGUGUUCUUGAGUACUGUGGUUCAAAACUUGAUAUUAGUUU
Molecule: messenger RNA, 775 nt
Organism: Ipomoea triloba (trilobed morning glory)
Lineage: Eukaryota; Viridiplantae; Streptophyta; Magnoliopsida; Solanales; Convolvulaceae
Product: putative germin-like protein 2-1
Exons: 1
Coding region: 30-680 (216 amino acids)
Cellular component (GO): cell wall
Molecular function (GO): manganese ion binding
Source: RefSeq, a predicted model, not a curated record